Molecule: messenger RNA, 3900 nt
Organism: Zasmidium cellare ATCC 36951
Lineage: Eukaryota; Fungi; Ascomycota; Dothideomycetes; Mycosphaerellales; Mycosphaerellaceae
Exons: 1
Coding region: 1-3900 (1299 amino acids)
Biological process (GO): tRNA wobble base 5-methoxycarbonylmethyl-2-thiouridinylation
Cellular component (GO): cytosol; elongator holoenzyme complex
Molecular function (GO): tRNA binding
Source: RefSeq, a predicted model, not a curated record
AUGCGGAAUCUGCGCAAUAUUAAGCAUGCCGCAAUAAGGUUCGGCCAAGAUGAGUCGCACCUCGUAGCAACCGCAUGGGACUCCACUGGCCUCAUCUGCUGCUUCGGUCCAUCAGAAAGCAGUGCGACAAUCACCCUCAAGCGACUAUCAAACGACACUUUCAGUCCGGAUCAAACAGUCUCAAUCGCAUCCUGGGACGCUCCAUCUCCCAACCCACACCUGGCAGUGGACCGAGUGUUGAAUCUUCACAGUCUGCAAGACAGCGGCUCUGUAUGUCUCGUCCUUGAAGGCGGCGACAUCAUCGUCGUACGAGAGGAUGCUCAACCUGGAGAAGAGCUAAUCGAGAUUGUUGGAUCUGUCGAUGUGGGCAUCUCUGCUGCCGAAUGGAGCCCAGAUGAAGAAUUGCUCGUCAUUGCCACCAAAGCCGACACUGUGCUGUUUAUGACCAGGGAAUUCGAAGGCACCGCAAGCAUAAACCUCUCGGCAGAUGAUCUCAAGGUCUCCAAUCAUGUCUCUGUGGGUUGGGGCAAACGCGAGACGCAAUUCCAAGGUCGAGGUGCAAAAGCUCUGCGGGAUCCGACCGUUCCUGAGCAUGUUGAUGAAGGCAAGCUUAGCGAAUUCGAAGAUCGCCGGACUACGAUCAGUUGGAGAGGCGACGGACAGUAUGUGGCUAUCAAUAGCAUACUGGAGGCAGAGACAACGAGACGAGUCAUCCGAGUUUUCUCUCGAGAAGGUGUCCUUGACAGUGUCAGCGAGCCUGUCGAUGGCCUCGAAGGCGCACUUAGCUGGAAGCCGAGCGGUCAAUUGAUUGCCGGAAUCCAAAGACACGUUGACAAGAUCGACGUUGUCUUCUUCGAACGGAAUGGAUUGCGCCACGGCGAAUUCUCUUUACGACUCAGCAAGUCAGAAUUGGACACAAUUGGCAGCAACAUUGAGUUGUCCUGGAAUAGCGACUCCUCAGUCCUUGCAGUUUCGUUAGGAGGCCGUAUGCAGCUCUGGACCAUGGGAAACUAUCACUACUAUCUCAAGCAAGAAGUCGUCUUAGCACCCGAGAGCUCCAAACAAGCCAACGCUAUCUGGCACGCUGAAAGGCCCCUCCGACUAGCUUGCUUCCACGAGAACAAUAUACGGCUCCUCGACUACAGUCUUGAAGUGUCUCGCGGCUCUGUGGUCCCACCGCACGACGUGGGCGCAGUGGCCGUGAUAGAUGGAAAAACUCUGAAAGUUACUCCCCUCAAGACCGCCAACGUUCCGCCACCAAUGGCUUUCGAUGAGGUCGAACUCCCUUCCAACGCCAUCGAUGUCGCCUUCAACAAGAUUGGAAAUCGAUUUGCUGUCCUGCAUACAGAUUCUGUUUCCUUGUGGACGUGUGACUACGACACACGGCCUGCAAAGCGUGCAAAGUUGGACCGCACAGUCGAGUUGGCUUCACCCUCAUCCGAGGUCCGCUACCAGGUUGCUAUCGGGCCGGGCGAGGAUAUUGUGGUCGCAACGUGCAGUGUCAAUGAACAAGGAGCAAGAAUAGUUCGACCACAUCAUGAUGGAUCUGACUUUGUAGAAGACUUGAGCGGCGUUUCAAGCCUCUUCCCAUGCACGAACCACGACAGAAUACUGGCCGAGAAUGACAAAGGGGAGGUGUUGGAGCUCAUGAAUGCCUCAACCUCUACCAAUUCGAUUGGCAAGCUGCCGACCCUAUGCCCAACGGUCGACGCAUGGAAACAGGAUGACACGCAUAUCUUGUUCGGUCUCACGCCUGGAGGCACAUUGCAUGUCAAAGGCGAGACCCAAGCCCUGAAGAUUCCAGGCUGCACAUCCUUCGUCGUCACGACGAGCCACUUGAUCUACACCACGAGCCAGCAUCUUCUCAAAUUUGUGCACUUGCAUCAUGGCGAACUUGAAGUGCCGCCUGACGAACCGGAGAAAGAUGAACGAUGUCGCAAUGUCGAGCGCGGUACGAAGCUCGUUACAGUCAUGCCUGGCGCAUAUUCGCUGGUACUGCAGAUGCCUCGCGGGAAUUUGGAGACGAUCUAUCCUCGAGCUCUGGUACUUGCCGCUAUCCGCCACGCAAUCUCGAAUCGGGAUUACAAGAAAGCCUUCUCCAUCUGUCGAACUCAGAGAGUCGACAUGAACAUCUUGCACGAUUAUGCCCCAGAGCAAUUCAUGCGCGAUGUUGAUCUGUUCAUCAAGCAGUUGAAGAAAGUGGAGUACAUCGACCUGUUUCUCAGCUCGCUCUCAGAGGAAGAUGUCUCAAUGACUAUAUACAAAGAGACUCUCAAACUGAGCCAGCAGGAUGCGACAGCUAACGGGCUCACGAAUGGCGAUUCCCACCUCGCUCCUAUCACAUCCUCCUCGAAGGUUAACCGAAUCUGUGAUGCCUUCCUGCACCGUCUACAAGGGCUCGAGAGCACAUACUUGCAGAGCAUUGUCACGGCACAUGUAUGCAAGAACCCACCAGACCUCGAAGCUGGUCUCCUGCUUGUCGCAGAUCUUUGCAGACAAGAGAAGCAAGACCAGCUGGAGCAAGCCGUGGAACAUAUUUGCUUUCUCGCAGACGUCAAUCAGCUUUACGACACCGCACUCGGUAUCUACGAUCUGGAUGUUGCUCUGCUUGUUGCUCAACAGUCACAGAAAGAUCCGAGAGAGUAUCUCCCCUACCUACAGAAUCUUCACGACAUGGAAUCAUUGAGGCAGCGGCAUGCUAUCGACAACAAUCUGAAGCGUUAUCAAAAGGCUCUGUCUCACCUUCAUGCACUUGGCGCGUUCGAAGAAGUCAAGGCUUACGCCGCCAAGCAUGAACUCUACAGCACCGCCAUCGAUCUCUAUCGAUACGACAAUGCUCGCUUGGUCGAACUUAUGAGAAUAUAUGGCGAAUUCUUGAGCUCCCGAAACCGCUACAAAGAGGCCGGCAUCGCUUAUGAGUACAUCUCAGACUAUGCUUCUGCCUAUGAAGCGUACCGAUCGUGUAGCAUGUGGCGAGAAUGUCUCGCUUCUGCUGGCCUGACAGGCUUGUCGGACGAGAAGAUGGCCGAGCUGGCCCAAGAUUGUGCUGACAGUCUGGAGGAGGCGAAGGACUACAUUGCAGCGGCCACUAUCUAUCUGGACCAUUUGGACGACCUCGAAUCUGCAGUCAAGUUUCUGUGUCGAGGAUACCAGUUCGCAGAUGCUAUCAGGCAGAUCGCGCUACGGCGGAGACCAGAGCUCUUGCGGAACCUAGUAGACCCUGGCUUGAUCGAAGCGUCCGCGACCAUGACCGAGAUGCUCGCUGAGAUGAAGACUCAACUUCAAGCUCAGGUUCCCCGACUCCGCGAGCUACGUCAAAAGAAAGCCGAAGACCCCAUGGCUUUCCUAGAUGCCGGAGUGGGCGAAUACGAUGAUGCGCCGGAUAACAUCUCCCUCGCUCCCACCGACACGACAACCGCCGGGACGUUCAUGACAAGGUACACGAACCGCUCGACAGGGACUCUCGCAACAAAUGCCACUCGAAAGACCUCCAAGAAUCGGCGACGGGAAGAGAGGAAACGAGCCAGAGGGAAGAAAGGCACCGUCUACGAAGAAGAGUACCUCGUCAACUCCAUCGCCCGUCUGAUCGAGCGCCUCAACUCCACCGGCGAGGAUACGUCGAAGCUCGUGGAAGGUCUGAUGCGGAGGACGAUGAGGGAGCGGGCGGUAGCUGUGCAGGCGGCGUUCCAAGAGGUCAUCGAUGCGUGUAGGAGCUGCAUGGAUGAGGUGUUCAAUACUCCUUCUCCUUCGUCUGAUGAUCAGCAGCAGGUCAAUGGGGAGGUGGAGGCGAGGCCGUGGGGCGGGGAGGGCGUGCUUUGGGAGGCGAUGUCUGCGUCGCAGCAGAAACGGGAGGCGCCAGUGUUGAAAGCGUUUGCGGGGUUGAGUUUGCUUGAGAAGUAG